Messenger RNA from Saccharomycopsis crataegensis, 1776 nucleotides. It is a transcript of the gene CLG1, whose product is annotated as Clg1p. Gene Ontology annotation, molecular function: cyclin-dependent protein serine/threonine kinase regulator activity; protein kinase binding. The record is from RefSeq and is a predicted model, not a curated record. NCBI's taxonomy places the organism in Eukaryota, Fungi, Ascomycota, Saccharomycetes, Ascoideales, Saccharomycopsidaceae. Gene Ontology annotation, biological process: regulation of cyclin-dependent protein serine/threonine kinase activity. Gene Ontology annotation, cellular component: cyclin-dependent protein kinase holoenzyme complex; nucleus. Bases 1 to 1776 code for a protein of 591 amino acids. The transcript has a single exon.
AUGUACGCUGUUAGCCAACCACCACAUUAUUAUUAUCCUCCUCCUCCUCCUCCGCCUUCUUCUUCUGUCGGGGGAAAUAACUAUGCUCUCCAACCUCUGGUCAACCCCGGGUAUGGCAAUUCUGCCAGAUUGUCCAACAAUAAUAUUUACAAUCAAGGCUCGCUUCCUAAUCAUCAGCAUGCCCCAAUGUUACCGCAACUUCAUCUCGCGCCAAUAUCUCUCCAGCAUCAUCAAGUGAAUCAAUCUCACCAGUUUAGAAAUCAUUUGAGAAAUUCUAGCCAAAACAGCCGUUUCCUUCAAAAUAACCAACAACCUUAUCCUGCUCCUCCUCCUCAUCAUCAACAACAAGAAACCGUCGUCGAUGACAAGGGAUAUAACAGUUAUGUCAUGGCCAAGUUUGCUGCAGAAUUCGCGUUCGAUGUCUUGCAAGGAUAUGUGCCCCAAAUACCAGAGUCAUUUGUAACCAAGUUGACCAGCGUUUUGGAUGCCACUAGAUUAUCCAAAACUUCGGUAUUAUUGGGCUUGACGUACUUACACAGACGGAAAAGAUUAGCCACUUUAUCACACCGGGGUGAAUUGCAAUAUAACUUACAAAACGAGAAGAUUUUCCUUUAUACCGCAGUGGCAUUGAUCAUUGCUAACAAGUACAACGAUGACAAUACGUUUACCAACAGAUCAUGGUCGAACGCCACCGGAAUCUCGAUCCAAGACUUGAAUUCCAGCGAAAGAGAUUGGUUGGUGUCGUGUAAUUAUGAUUUGCACUUCAAUGUCCAAAGUCAACAAUUCAAAAACCAAUACUACUCAAGUUAUAACCCCCAACCUUAUGAAACUAGACCUUGGUUGGUAUCGCUCGACACCGUCAACCCUAAAGGAUACUUUAAUUCUCAAAUAUCAUACGCUACCAAUGAAAUAUAUGGUACAAACGAUCCGGCUAAAAAGUCUUUGACUAACGGCAUUCAAGAUUACCAGUGCAUUGAGAGCAUGUACAAUUAUUUUGAAAGUCAUCGUUCAUUGAGAUCACCGAUCAUGACCUCAUUCGACCAAUCGUCUAAUUACUACAGCCCAAUUUCCAACAAUAAUAGCUAUGUCUACCAUAACCAGUAUGAAGAUCGCUAUAAAUCAGAAAUUAGAACCCCCAAAUCGGCAUGCGAUUUCAAUAAUGAUUUGAGCAAAUAUUCUACAAGACCCGGUUUACAAAAAUAUGACUAUCCAAAUGGUUUGUUUUCCAAGAAUUACAAUGAUCAAUAUGGUUAUGCCGCCGCCAACAACAACAACAAUAACACUCCACAUGAUUAUCCACUAAUGGCCAACCGGUCCCAGUCAAAUUUCGGUCAUCAACUUCCACAUUCCGGCUUUGACAGUUAUGCGAAUUGUACAGAUAACCUGAAUACCGCCGCCGCCGUCAACAAUAAUAUGAAUAAUCUCCGCCGCUCAAGCUCCAGGCACUCUAUCAACCAAUCACAAACACAGCUACCUCCAUUGUUGUCAACUGGAUUGGGCAUGGGUUCCAACUCCCUCGCCAAUUAUGAUUCUGCAUCUGUUUCGUCGUUCCCAACGUUAGGAUAUGACACCAAUAUGAGUACAAGUCCAAACUACAGCUCGAAUUAUUUCAACACGACCUUGUUUAGAGGCUCGGACAGUGGAAUCAAUAAUUCGGGGUUGACUGGGCUAACCAUGAGCACAGGAGGUAGACCUUAUUUUUUCAAUAAUAAUGGUAUCAAUGAUGGCUUGAGUAUUUGUGGAAACAAUAAUAGAUCAUUCCAAUUUUAUAUUUGA